Molecule: messenger RNA, 1631 nt
Organism: Impatiens glandulifera
Lineage: Eukaryota; Viridiplantae; Streptophyta; Magnoliopsida; Ericales; Balsaminaceae
Product: UDP-glycosyltransferase 73C12-like
Exons: 2
Coding region: 50-1519 (489 amino acids)
Molecular function (GO): UDP-glycosyltransferase activity
Source: RefSeq, a predicted model, not a curated record
AUUACAAGCCAUAACACUUUGUUUGGUUAAAUUUGUGAUCUAGAUCAAAAUGACCAAUUCCGAGAGCCUCCACAUUUUCAUAUUCCCAUUCUUAGCCCCGGGCCAUCAAAUCCCUAUGUUGGACAUGGCUAAACUCUUAGCCGCCCGACCCAACAUCAAGGUCAGCAUGGUCACCACAACCAAAAACCUCACCCGUUUCCGUUCCGAUAUUUCCGGUGGUGCCCGAGGCCUUAACAUCGAUCUCCACGUCCUCGAUUUCCCCUCCGAGGCUGCCGGCCUUCCAGUCGGGACCUCCGACAACUUUGACUCCGUUGACCGCGACAUUUGUGGAAACUUCCUCGACGCGGUCAUGCUCCUCGAGGCUCAAGCCGAUGACCUCGUCAGAGUCCAUAGACCGGACGCGAUCAUCUCCGACUUGUACCUCCCGUGGACCGAUAACAUUGCCCGUAAGUAUGGGAUUCCACGAGUCGGGUUCAACGUGUCUUCUUGCUUCGCCUUGGCGGUUACUAACGGCGUGCUCAACUUGUUGUAUGGAACCGGCAAGUUAGUGGAGCCCACGACCGAACGGUUCCUUGUCCCGGGGUUGCCGGAUGAGGUGUUCGUGACCAUGGCGCAGCAACCGAGCCGGUUCUUCAAGAAUCUAGACGCCAUGGAGUUCUUCAUGAAGGUGGCCGAGGCUGAAAGGAACACUAAUGGUAUAAUCUUCAACACUUUUGAUGAGCUCGAGCCAUUGUAUCUAGACCAUUACAAACGUACCUCGGGAAAGAAGGCAUGGGCACUUGGACCAUACAUGCUCUACAACACGGAACACACUGACAUGACCAACCGAGGGCAAGUUUCCAACAUCGAUAAGAACGAAUGCUUAACAUGGUUGGACUCGCAAAAGCCCAACUCGGUCAUCUACGUUGCCUUCGGAAGCCUAUGCCUUUUCAACGAAGCGCAACUCCUCGAAAUCGCGUUGGGGCUAGAGGAGUCCAACCAUCCCUUUAUUUGGGCUAUUAGGAACAACAACAAAGUUGGGCCUGAAAUAUUGGCACUCGAAGAGAGGGUAAGAGGUCGUGGCCUUAUAAUCAAGGGAUGGGCGCCCCAAGCCCUGAUCCUCGACCAUUCAUCCGUCGGGGGUUUCUUAACUCAUUGCGGAUGGAACUCGGCUUUGGAAUCGCUUUGCUUCGGUAAACCUUUGAUUACAUGGCCACUCUUUGGGGAUCAAUUUUACAACGAGAUAUUGUUCGUUGAACGUCUCAAGAUGGCGUUUGGAAUUGGAAUUGACACGGGAAUGGUGUGGGGAGAUGAGAACGAGGUCGGGGCACAAGUGAUGCGAGACCAAGUUGCAUCUGCGGUGAAUAGGUUGAUGAGUCGUGGGGACUUAGCGGAGGAGAUUCGUGAGCGGGCAAAGGAACUCUCAAAGUUGGGAAAGAAGGCGGUUACAAAAGGAGGUUCGUCUUGGGAUGGCAUAGAUGAUUUGAUUGGAGAGUUUAUGGAUCACAAGAAAAAAAGACAAGAAAAUGACCAACUUUAAUUUUAAUAUGGUAAUGCAAUUAAAGUAAUGUAAUGUUUUAUAGUUAAUUUUGAUUGUUUGUUGGGUGUAUUCUAUGAAUAUGUCUUGUUUUUUAUAUAAAAUAUUUUAAAAC